This is a messenger RNA of Mya arenaria, 10696 nucleotides long. RefSeq lists its product as uncharacterized. The record is from RefSeq and is a predicted model, not a curated record. The transcript is spliced from 5 exons. Bases 278 to 10285 code for a protein of 3335 amino acids. NCBI's taxonomy places the organism in Eukaryota, Metazoa, Mollusca, Bivalvia, Myida, Myidae.
GACGGAAUAUUUUCGUGAAAUGUGAUACUUGAUUUAAGCAAUCAUACAGCGAAUCUUAGCUCGACUUCAAUGCAAGAAUCUCAUGUUUCGUUACGCGUUAUAUUCUGUAUUCAUUUCGAACAAUUGAUAUUCGAAAAUAUAUAUAAACAGUAUUCACCCGUUGUAAGGGUAUUGAUUUUAAAGUGAAUCAUAAAUUUACAAAUUUUGAGAGAACCUCGUCGUUGUCUGAUAAGGAUUACAGUGUAAAUAUUGAAAACACGGACAGUUUAACAUCGCAAUGGAGUUGAGACGCAAAAAGCAUGAUGCAGAAAGGCGACCGCUGAAGCUGAACAGCGCAGCAGGACAAACGUUUCAAGAGAAGGUUACACAGACAUACUUCGACGUAGACUUCACUGAUCGAUACUGGAGAACAGAAUCAGUUCACACCAUCCAAAACCCAAGACUCGCGCAGAAAUAUGCAGCUGCGCGAAUCGAUCUUGAAAAGCAGGGGAGACCAAAAGAAUGUUUGGACGAUGUCUUUGCGUUUUCUUACGGGACGGAGAAAAUAGUGCAAGAUAUUUGCCAAGAUGGCCAAAGAGUCGGCCUCAAACGUCGCCACGUGCUUGGCCACACCGGAAGUGGCGUCCAUCUUGUCCGCCACUACGACAUACUCACGCGCUACAUGGCACAGCAGAGCGUCUACACGCCGAUUUUUGUUGUUGUUUACAAGAUAUUACUGGGAAAGUCGAAACCUGUUCUUCCUCGCCUUCAUAAGCAGGACAAAUUUCUGAGACCAGUUGUUGGAUAUGAUAGUCAUGUUUCUGCAAGAAAUAUAGAACCGACGAUGCCUAUAUGUGAGGCUCUCAAUUGCAGCUAUGUGUAUCUUUAUGAGCACGACGAAGUUUCAUCCAAUACGGUGAAAUUUCCGCGCCAAAUAUUGCCAUAUGCUAUAAUUCAUUUGGUGAAGAAGGUUCCUGUAAUGACCGAAAAUCCUAUGUUGGCUAUGGCGACUCAUUUGUCAAGUUCUUCUGGAGCUCACUGGGAGGUCAAAGGAGAAACGAGGAGAGGUUUCCGGUUCAUGUUCUCCAAAUCUGGAUUAAAAGGCAAAUUUAAGACACUUGCCAAAGAGUUGCGCCAAUCCAGUAGCCGACGGAAGUCUGUACAGCACGGCUCAGGUAUAUCGAGGGCCAUGCUUCAUUCGUCGAAGGAUCGGCUUCCUGUAUUGAUAAAAAUGAGGCAGCAGAAAAAACACAUACAGUUCAAUAGUAAACCACCAAAAUUAGACGCUGUCAAUACACAAGCCCAUUUAGUACAUGGCACUGAUAUUGCUGGUUUUGUCAGCGAUUCAGAAUCUUUCUCCGGAAUAAACAUUGGAAACAUAAACUGUACAUAUGAUCAAAGCAGGCAAUUGCUCAUGAAGCCAUUUGUUAAGAUAAAACGACUUAAAAGAUCGGCCAUACCAAAAUGCUUGAUAUCAAAAGACCGGUUUAAAGAGAAAGACAUUCCUCCAACAACUGACAUUGAACACCAGGAAAAGCCAAAUACAGACUUGUCUGAUAAAAGCAAUAUCAAUGGCGAAGAACAGACACAUGGCUUAACAAAUGAAAGUGACAAAACUAGUGUUUUGGAGACAAUAAAUGAAGCGGUUUUACCAAAAACGUGUGCGACACCAAAAACAUCAGGAGACAUAUGUAAUCCAGCUGCUGAAAACAUGGCAACCUCCAGUGAUAAAUUGGAACAAAAGGAAGAUGGAGGUCAAAUGGAAACAUUGUUAUAUUUGGAAGGUAGAGAGAAGACAAAACCCGCCCUUCAUAAGAAAGGUAAGCCUGCUGGUAAGAUGAGGUAUACAACAAGACCAGGAAAGUUUGGACAAACAAAUCAAAUAAAACACAGAGAAAAAUGCAAGAGCACCUUGCAUAUUCCUAAUUUAUUGGAAGCGACUAAAGAUGUCGUAACUAAUCAGGAAAAUGAGUUGGCUUAUUUAUUCGAUCACGACCAGAAGGAUAACACACACGGCACAACAUUAAUUGAUGGAAGUCAUGUAGCUUGUCCAUUAGAUAGUAAAGAGCACGAUAUCAACACUGAUAAUACAGUUUCAGAAACUGGAGAAAAUAUUCGCAAUUUAACUCUCAAACAUAUUAUAACACGCACACUACCAAGUGCUAGUAAGCUUGAUAAACUCGAACCAUCAAAUUCAUUGGCUGAUGAUCAUUUUGGUUUCGCUUCGGUAACAGACGACACUUCUAGAAAUAAAAAUAUUUCAGCACAGCAAAACAGUAGUGAUUGUCAAGCAGACAUACACAAUCAAAGUUUAAGAAAGCUUGAAAAGAGCAUGUCUCCGCUUACUGGGUAUUUAGCGCCGGACAUGUUAAAUAUUUCUCCCGAUGUUACAUCAGCUUCUACAACUGUAACUGGUAUUGAUGAACACAAUAUUGCUUUGAGAGCCAACACUUUCGUAAGUGAUGAACACAAUGGUAGUAGAGUAGUUUCACAAUUAAUUAUAGCUGACAAUCUAGACAAAGCACCAGCAAUGAACUUAAAUCAUACAGAUGGUUCCCAUAACAAAAAUGCAAAUGAUAGACCAAAGUCCCCUAUUGAAAAUAUUCGUUUGGAACACUCAUAUACUAGUUGUGAUAAAGAUAAGGCUGAGUCUGUUUUUGCAAAAGAAAUCAACUUGUCAAGCCCUGAAGCAAAUUGCAUUGACCAAUGGACUAAGACCACUGACAAAGCCCCAAAUGAGAUCGAAACUUUGUCGACUUUAGAAAAGAGUUCUAUUCCACCGGCACAUCAGCAAAAAACGGACACACCAUUUGUAAAACAUUCAUUUGACAGUCAACUAGCUUUGCCUGAUAAAAUUUCGCUUACAAAGAAAAGCAAACAAAACACAGCGUCUGCUUUAGAUUUGUCUUUACCGCCUUCCAAAAAGAAAAAUACAGCAAAACAAAGGCCGCGGAGCGCUCAGAAAGAACAGUGUAAAUCCGCAUCUGUUACGCAAACUAGCAAAAAUAAAGGCACUAAGGGUCAGGUUCAAGGUUGUACGACCGUCAGAACUGAUAAAACAGGGGUUAAAGCAGGAAAAUGCGCUUUGACAAAACAUUGUACUUUAGAAAAUGAGGUUGUUCCUAAAAACAUUCAGACAUUAAGCAAAAACGAUCACCUUGAAAAAUCUAAAUCCAGGUCCGUUAACUAUACUUCAGAAAAGGAGGUCGACAGUAAAAACAUUUAUACAUUACACAAAACAGUUCAGCUUGAAGAAUGUAAGCCCUCUCAAGUUGAUAAAACCUGCACAAAUAAGGACAAAAAUGGCAAUUCUUCUAGAAAUGAUAGUACAGAUGUUGAAGCAGACGAAGGUGCAUUCCCUAAACAUUGUUCUUCAGAAAAGGAGGUUGGCAGUAAACACAUUGAGACAUUAAACAAAAAUGUUCAGCUAGAGGAUGGAAAAUCCUUUCCUGUUGAUUGUAAUUCAGAAAAUGAGGUUGGCAGUAAAAACAGUCAGGCAUUUAACAAAGACGUUCAGCUUGAAGAGAAUGAAUUAUCUACAGUUGAUCACACUUGCACAAAUCAGGAAACAACUGGCCUGAAUCGUAAAUCAUCUAAAAGUGAUACAUUGCCAAAACAGUGUACGUUAGAAAAGGUUGAACACAGUCAGACAUUAAUCAAAAACGUUCAGAGGCAAGAACGUAAAACGUCUUCUGUUAAUCGAACUACUAAAAAUAAGGGCACGAUUCUUCGACCAAGCACAUCAGUCAGAAAUGAUAAUACGGGGACUGAAACAAAAGAAAGCGAACUGCCAACACAUUGUACUUUGGAAAGGGGGCCUGUCGACGAAAUCGUUAAGACAUUAAAUAUAACCAUAGAAACAGAUAAUGAUACUAUUGCGAAGGUAAUGAAUGAUCAAGCAACAAUAAAGAAAGAAUAUGUACCACACUCCAAGGGCCAAGAUGUUUGUAAAUCAGUAUCAACGAGCCUAUCAAAACAAAUACAUUCAAACAGCAGUACAAAACGCGACGAUAAUUAUUCAACAGGUACUACAGUAAACGCACCGAAAGACAGGAAUUGCGAAAUCGAGUCGAUACCUCGGAAUAUUGAAUCUUCCGACAGUCGUGAAAUUAAGAACACGUUAAAUGCAUCAAAACCUGACAACAAGUUAUCAAGCAAAAUCAAUAACUUGCCCGAAUCAGAAACAAAAGGAUACAGACUUUUAACUAUUGACGAAGCAGAAAAAAUGGUUGUCGAAAAUUCUGACAGUGUAAAUUCUAAAACAAGUGAAUGUACUGGAAUACCUACAAUGGUGCAAGAAGCGUUGAACAACCCUCACGAUUUCAUACAAAGUACCAUAAGUAAAGAAUCGGGCAAACCAAAAUACGCAAAGUACACUGAUUUGGUGGGUAAGCCUGUAACGAUCGAUAAAGGUGUUGCCGAUAAAGUUAAAAACUUUCUUUCCAGCAAAGUCGCAGCUGCUGCAUAUAAAAGAAAAGAGGCACAAAAGGAAAAUGACCGUUUGCCAACUUUUGAUAAAAUCACGAAAACGCAACACCGGACUUCGGAUUAUAGAAGCCCAGUUGAAACAAAAGCAAACAAUAAUCAGAUGAUGGAUUUGCCUGAGCAGACUAGAAACCACCCUGACACAACUAAAGAUUCUUAUGAAACCAAAACCAAUGAAGAAAACAGCGCGUCUGUUAAACAAGAAAUGGUAGAAUCUGCAAAUGAGGUACAGAAUUUCAGAAGUGUAGCUAUUGAUAGCGCGGCAAAUGGCGUAACAAAGGUACACUCAGCGAAGGAUUCGCAGAAAAUGGUAAAUGCAGAUAAGGAAACGGCAAAUCAAAAGGAUCUGGGUGAUACAAGAAGUGCAAUAGUGAAAACAUUACGGGAGCUCUCUGUUGUCUUACAGUUCUUAUCAGAUAACAAUCAAAAAGCAACAAUGUCUAUGAAUGCUUUGCCCGAAUCUGACCGUGAUCGAUUUAAUAAAACAGAUAAUUCACACUUGUUAAUGCCAAGUGAUACAUUAGCGGUUUCCAAUGUUAAAACUGAAGACACCGACACUAACUUAAAAGGAAAAACAGACAACUCUGAGUUGCAGAAAACAACACAUGAACCAUGGCAAAAUAUAUCUAUUAAGGCAGAACCAGUCGAUGAGAUAGAAGGGAAAGUUGUAUGUGACGUUGAUUAUAGACAAAGGCGCAAAAGUUGUUUUCAAGUUCACACAGACGUCCAAUACAGCGAUAUCGAACGACGAGAUGAGCUGCCACAAUUAUUUGAUACUCAUGACCAAGAUGACAUUACAUUACUUGAACAUUUUGGCGUCCCAAUAACGUUUACUAGAAAUGAAAAAUCGCUGGAAAGGGAAACAUAUGUAAACAGUUCCAUAGGUUGCGUUGUACCUGUCCCUGAAAUUAAGAUGGAAACAACAAACACUUUUAGUAAAACAACGUGUCCUUCUAACACCCUUCAAAAACCAGGGGUACUAAAUAAGGGCAUUCACCAACGGAAGAACAUGUUUGAUGUCAAAACUUCAAAAACAAAAGUUUAUCCAAUACCAACAAUAAUCGGAAAUUUUCAUAAAACAACACCUACGGCUGAUCCAUUGGUAAAUAUGUCCGGUCCAUUGAAUGAGUCACAAGAGACAUCAGAGAGUGAAAUCCCAUCAUCUUUAAACACAAUUGUGACAAAACAGCCGGAGACGCAGAUUAUUGAAGACAACACUGAAAAUGCAAAGCUCGUGAUGCCCGCAAUACUUACAAACACAGAAGCUAUAGUUCCAAAUAAUUCGACCAAAGAAAGCACGGAACAUUUAAAAACAAACACGGAUAGAAAAAACAAUUUUGCAAAAUUAACAGAAUCUAUCAAUAGAGAAAAAACAAUUCCAAAAGAAGAACAGCCAAACAAAACAAAGGAGAAGCCAUCAGACAAAAUAAAUUCAGAUCCAAACGUUAUUCCUUUUCAUGAAGUAAUGAUCUUAAAAAAUCAGCAAUAUAGAAAAUACUUGCGAGGCACUACAAGUAAAAGGUUUAUCGAUUACAGUGACAUACGGAAGAGAAGGAAAGAGAGAAUAGAAUACGAGCAUUCGAAGAAAAAAACAAGAUCCAAAUCUAGCGAACGUAAUCGUAGACGAACACAUUCAUCUUCAGACCAAAAUGAACGUAGCCGAACGAAAAGCAAAAGUAGACAUAGGUCACAUUCGCCAUACAGGAAACAUCGGUCUAGGAGCAAAAGCCAAUCCACAAAAGAAACGAGCAAACGCGCGCUUUCAAACGAUGGUAGACGCAAGGGAAUGUCUGAAAAUCAAGACGAGUCACACUCGCCAUACAGGAAACAUCGGUCUAGAAGCAAAAGCCAAUCCACAAAAGAAACGAGCAAACGCGCGCGGUCAAACGAUGGUAGACGCAAGGGAAUAUCUGGAAAUAAAGAGGAGUCACAUUCGCCAUACAGGAAACAUCGGUCUAGAAGCAAAAGCCAAUCCACAAAAGAAACGAGCAAACGCGCGCGGUCAAACGAUGGUAGACGCAAGGGAAUAUCUGGAAAUAAAGAGGAGUCACAUUCGCCAUACAGGAAACAUCGGUCUAGAAGCAAAAGCCAAUCCACAAAAGAAAAGAGCAAACGCGCGCGGUCAAACGAUGGUAGACGCAAGGGAAUAUCUGAAAAUCAAGACGACUAUACAAAAUCGACAAAAAAAUCAAAAGUACAAACGUUUAACGGUUUCUUUUCUUGGCGUCGAAAGUAUCGCAAACGCAAAGAAAACAGUACACCAGGUGCACCCUUUUUUCCGGGAAUUGCUGCAACAGAAAGCGCUAAGCUUAAUCGAAAAAAGCGCGAAAAAGAACGAGAUUAUCUGCGAGAAAAAAUUGAAAAUGCUAUAAAGGAAUACCGCCGCACUUUCCAAGACACCACUGGAGAUAAAAAAGGUGAUACUAAAGUUGCAAGUUAUUUACACUAUUUGACAGAAAAACUCCAAAUUCUUCAAGUGAAACGAGAUAACAUGAACAGCAAUACUGGACAUGGAAGGAACAAGACACAGGGACUAGUUGAUAGAAGCGCCUAUAAAUUCAGAGACAUGUUCUCACCCGAGUCAGUAAAAAGUAACAAACCAAACGAGUGCAUUAAAACACCUAAAAAUGAGGAAGAACUAGAUGACCUUUUAAAAACACACCUUCACAGACAUUAUGAAUAUUUAACAAAACAAAUAAAGGAAGAAUUGUUCAGCCAGCUUGUUGGAAGUGCAAACACUCCGGGAUCAAUUGACGAAAGUAUGCUUAAUGAUAUGCGAAAAUGUAAUGAAAGUCAUGCAAGUGCUAAAACAGAAACUUCAUUUGAUAGCAGAGACAGAAAAAAAUUCAGUCAAGGUAAUAACGAAUUUCAUCAGUGUUAUUCAGGUACCAAUAGGAAUGGUCAAAUGGAUAAUAAGCACUCGAACUUUCAGUCUAAUGCUAGAAUUGCUCAAUAUUACGGAAGAGGAGGAUUCAUGAACCAUGCUCCUUUUGUACCAUUCAGAGGUCGAGGACGAGGUCGUUAUCCACGUAGACCUUUCCGGGGGUUUCGGGGUAGAUGGAUGGGCAGGAGUUUCUAUGGCAACAAUUCUAGAAAUCUGCAGACUAUUUCUACAAUGGAUGCGCAUGGAGCUGAAAUGAAAAAUAACACUGGUAUCACAUGUGAAAUAGAUCGCAGUGUUGUCGCAAAAGACGAUAUUGUGGACGAAUUUGAUGCACGUUUUUAUAGACAAGGCUUUUCUGCAACACAUGCAGAACAAGACAGAGCAAAUGGAGGAAAUGGAAAUGAUAGUACGUUAUCAACUUCCGAAACAGAAAAACGUAAUGAUCAUGUAGAAACCAGUUCACUCAAGGUUGAGACCAAACUUCCACAGAACCAAAAUACACAUGAAAACGAGCAUGUCGAUCAACUUACCAUUAUGCCGGUUGACCAUGUCAAGACAUCGAACAUGCUUCAAGAUGUACACGGUGCACUGACCGAAACCAUCGAAGAUAUUCGAGCAGAAGGUUCUAGUUGUACGAAGAAGACCGAAGCCCAAGCAGAAAUCACUAAGUCAACACCUCAAAUUGACAACACCCAAAUGCAUACAUCAGAUCAAAGUCAAAUGGAUAAUAAAGAUGCUAAAUUGGAUAUUCAAGAGAAAACAGUUGAAAGUCAAGCAAAUAAUAUCAACACAGUAAGCAUAUCCACCCAAAAAGACAAAUUGGAAGAUGAGAAUACAAUUCAACCACCAGCUGGUGACGGUAUGAGCAACAUUGAGAAAAUGAUUCGUUAUUUUCGCGAAUAUAGUGAUAUUGAGGAUGUUAGUACAAAUGAAAAUGAGUUUGAUGAAAACGGCAUUGGAAAACAGUCAAAUUCACAAACACAAACUCAACGAAUGGAAAAGGACGAUUAUGAUUUACAUCGUGAAAGAUUACAAAGUUUACGUGAUAAGGAUACCAGAAUAGAUGGCCAAGAAACUAAAAUGCUGUGUUCGAAAAAUACUGAGGCAAAAGAAAAUGAUGGAAACCGGGCAGAACAUUCGCCAUCUAAAGUGGAGUCAGAUUUUGCCCGGUAUGAAAUAAAAUUUGUGAGAAAAAUGUCUAAAGAUACGGAAUCAGAAUUAGAAAGGAAACGCAGUGAGCUUGCUGCAAGUAAAUGGGACACCUAUAAUCCAGAUGAAGGCGAUCGGUCAUUGUCUGACUUAGAAAGCGAGCGAUCAAACUUAGAAAAAGAAUUAGGAAUAGAAAGACGACGAAAUGUGCAAGCUCGAUAUCUCAGACAGGAGCGAGAAAAUAAAAAUGAAAGAGUAUUUAAAGAUGAUGAAUAUUGCCGAAAUAAGGACAGUAUUAUAGAAAAUCGGAAUAUCCGAGAAAACAAACAAUAUCAAACUGAUCGGAGAAGAAAUAGGGAUAACAACAGAGAGAGUGAAACAGAUGACCUAUUGAGACGAGACAGCAUUUAUAAACGAAGACGUAGUUACGAUGAAGGUUAUCCUGAUGAAUUUAGACAAGAACAUGAGCAAGGGAGGAGUGUUAAUAGGAUCGACUCAUGUGAAAGAGAUGAAAGAACAGAACUUGAACGCGUCGCUGUCGGCAGAUCAUUCGACCAGUAUGAGCCCACGCAUGACUACGACAGGGAACCACGACGAGCAUUACUAGAGUGUGAUCGUUUUAGAGAUAAGUCAGAGAGGAAUAUGGUCCAAUCGCCCGAACACCACUUAAUUUCUAGGAGAUCAAACGAUACAAGCAUAGAUCGUGAACAUGGUCAGGGCAGCAAUUAUGAAAGAGAGAGGAAAGAUUCCUUAGAAAGUGAAACGAUUCCGAACGAUUACAGGCAUGAACGACGUCAACGGAGUUACGACAUCGACUAUGAAACAUGGGAAAAUGACUCACACGGUUCAUCCAAUAAACGAUCGUUUAAGUCAAAUAACGACGGAGAAUAUGAAUACGAAAGAAGACUUUUGGAAGAAGAAAGAAGGCGCAGCGCAUAUGAUAGUCUGACAAGUGAAUACAUGGAUAAACGAACAGAAACAUACGUUAAUGUACGUCGUGACAUCCAAAGUACUGAUCUUGAAAUACAGCUCAUAGAAAAGGAGAAAAAAGAAUUAGAACGUGAAAGGAGGGAGCUAGAGCUAGAAAGAUUACGAAUGGCGCGGGACAAAGACGUGAUUGAACUUCAGCGUCUAAAGCUUAUGAAAGACGAAUCAGAACGAUAUUCAUUCAGUUCCAGAGGACAUUUUUAUAAAUUUCGACCAGCAUACAGGCCGUAUUAUUUUCGAGGAAGAGGACGAGGAUACAGAGGAAGUUAUCAUACACCAUCAUAUACCAGAAGCAAAUAUGACUUAGACAAAUACACGCAUUCAGACAGCGAAAGGAUUGAAAGAGAUGACAGAAGUUACAGGGACGACAUUGAUAAACAUUAUAGGUCGGCCAAUGAUUUUAGAGGGGAUGGUCAUGAGAGACAUUUUAGGUCAUCUCGAGACUACAGAGAAGAUCGCGACAGAUAUUCCGGAAGGUCUUCGAGGGAUUCUAGAGAGGAAGAUCGCGACAAAUAUUCGCAUAGGUUUUCAAAGAGUUAUAGAGAUAGCGAUUAUGACAGACAUUACCGGUCUUGCAAGGAUGAUAGAGAUGGUGAUGACAGAGACGGUGGUGCUAGAGAUAGCGAUGCUAGAGAUGGCGAUGCUGACAGGCAUUACAGGUCUUCCAGGGGAGAGGAUUCUUAUCAUUUAAUUUCAAGCAGAAUGAAACAAGAAAAAGACGAUGAAAGUGAAAGUGUAACCACAGGUGGGAGUGAUGUAGAAAAGAAUAGGGUGAAAUCUGUGGUAGUACAAAAAUCUUGAGUUUGGAAACAUAUAUGUUUAUAAUAAUGUUUUACAUUUUGUGUGUGUUUUUGUUCUUGUUCAAAUUGACUUGAAACAGACUGAGAUACCGAUGCUUUAAUUUGUUUUUAUUUGUAUAAUUUAUGUACAUAAGAUAUCCCAUAGACUAUAUGCAUUUGUAUCAAUGAUGUCAUAUGAAUUUAGUACGUUAUUGUAAUAUAUUUGUUUUGCAGACCUUAUUCUAUUUCUGUAACUGGAUUUUAUACUUAAUAUUCUAUUAAAUGAAAUAUGUUAAUAUGUUUCACUUUGACCCUUUAUUAUGUCAUUUAAUAGUUUUAAGUGUUUGACUUGCUGAAUGUUGUGAAAUUAAAUCGAAUAACCAGUUUGUAUUUGUGGAGAGCGUUUUUCUCCAUUUCCUAAUAAAUACAUUGA